AUGGCGGUCUGGGCGCAGCUGGCCUUGCUGCUUGUCAGCAUAGUCAUAUCGGCGGUGAGAGGGUCGGUGGAAAAGGAGUUGACACCGGAGUGCAAAGCAUUUUUCUAUAUGGGGACCCCACCGUCAGGGCUGGAGUACCACAACCUCCAGAUCAUCUGCCAGCGUUACAACAACAAGCCACGUUAUGUGACGGUGUACGACUCGGGGGUGCACGUCCCUGUCUACUCUGCCUACACCUUUAAACGUUCAGACGGGGAGAAGCGGAUGGAUGUGCCCUGGAUGUAUGAGCCCCAGCUAUCGACAUCCUCCGACACGGGGGAGAUGCAGCCAUUCCCACUGGGCUACACACACAUGAAUUUCGAGGACACCCAGGCCGUCCUAGAGGACUACGCGAACGCCGUCAUCUACGAGCGCGGCGCCCUCAACCCCGACGAACACCAGGCCGACCCUGACGACAAGGCCUCCACCUACACCCUGACCAAUAUUGUGCCUCAGGUCCGUGAAUUCAGCACCGGGGCCUGGAGGAAACAGCUGAAUAUCAUUCGCAAGCGGCUCAACAAUUACUGCCGCGGAACGGCCUACGUGGUCACAGGUAUCACCACCUCCGGGAGGAUGAUACGCCGGCAAAACGCCAACCGCGUAGCGGUGCCCAACUACAUGUGGUCGGCGUACUGUUGCAUUAACUACGACCGCAAUGCGCCUUACGACGAGCGCUACAAGUUCCCGGCCUACGCCCACUAUGGCGUCAACGAGAAGGAGGGCAACCAGGUGCUGGAAAUCUCCAUCAAGAAGCUGGAGGAGUUUCUCAAGAAGUCGACGUUCGUGGACAAGAAUUUUCAGGUCUUUGUGGAUGAUUGUGUCCCGCCUUAUUCUAAUUAA
Lampris incognitus (smalleye Pacific opah) is the source of this 879-nucleotide messenger RNA. Its product is annotated as endonuclease domain-containing 1 protein. The record is from RefSeq and is a predicted model, not a curated record. The coding region runs from base 1 to 879 and encodes 292 amino acids. Gene Ontology annotation, molecular function: hydrolase activity; nucleic acid binding; metal ion binding. NCBI's taxonomy places the organism in Eukaryota, Metazoa, Chordata, Actinopteri, Lampriformes, Lampridae. The transcript has 2 exons.